This is a messenger RNA of Lonchura striata (white-rumped munia), 4452 nucleotides long. It is a transcript of the gene PLCG1, whose product is annotated as phospholipase C gamma 1. Gene Ontology annotation, cellular component: ruffle membrane. Gene Ontology annotation, biological process: positive regulation of epithelial cell migration; phosphatidylinositol metabolic process; phospholipid catabolic process. The record is from RefSeq and is a predicted model, not a curated record. NCBI's taxonomy places the organism in Eukaryota, Metazoa, Chordata, Aves, Passeriformes, Estrildidae. Gene Ontology annotation, molecular function: calcium ion binding; phosphatidylinositol-4,5-bisphosphate phospholipase C activity; protein binding.
UCGGGCGCUCCCGCUCCCCUUUGUUCGCCGCGCCGAUGGCGGCCGGGCCGGGCGCCGGCCCCGGGGCGCCCAGCGAGGCGGAGGCGGCGCAGCUGUGCCGCAGCUUGGAGAUGGGCACCGUCAUGACCCUCUUCUACUCCAAAAAGUCGCAGCGACCCGAGCGGAAAACUUUCCAGGUGAAGCUGGAGACGCGGCAGGUCACCUGGAGCCGCGGCUCCGAGAAGGUGGAGGGGGCCGUGGAUAUUCGUGAGAUCAAAGAGAUCCGUCCAGGCAGGAACUCCCGUGAUUUUGACCGCUACCAGGAGGAUCCGUGUUUCCGACCUGACCACUCGCACUGCUUCGUUGUCCUCUACGGCACAGAAUUCCGGCUGAAGACCCUCAGCUUGCAGGCCACUUCUGAGGAUGAGGUCAAUAUGUGGCUCAAGGGGCUGAACUGGCUGGUGGCAGACACUCUGAGGGCACCCACCCCCCUGCAGAUUGAAAGGUGGCUCCGGAAGCAGUUCUACUCCCUGGAUCGCAACCGGGAGGACAGGAUCUCUGCCAAGGAUCUGAAGAACAUGCUGUCCCAGGUCAACUACCGGGUCCCCAACAUGAGGUUCCUGCGGGAGAGACUCACGGAUGUGGAGCAGAGGAACGGGGACAUCACGUACGGGCAGUUUGCACAGCUCUACCGCAGCCUGAUGUUCAGCGCCCAGAAAACCAUGGAUGUCCCGUUCUUGGAAAGGGGUGUAGAAAGGUCUGAGCACUUCAGGGUGUCGCUGCUGGAGCUGCAGAAGUUUUUGCUGGAGUACCAGAGGGAGCUCUGGGCUGCAGAUACCCUUCAGGUACAGGAAUUCAUGUUCAACUUCCUGAGAGACCCUUUGAGGGAGAUUGACGAGCCUUAUUUCUCCCUGGACGAAUUUCUCACCUUCCUGUUUUCCAAAGAGAACAGCAUCUGGAACUCACAACUGGACAUGGUGUGUCUGGAGAACAUGAACAACCCUCUCUCCCAUUACUGGAUCUCCUCCUCACAUAACACGUACCUGACGGGGGAUCAGUUCUCAAGCGAGUCCUCGCUGGAGGCCUACGCCCGCUGCCUGCGCAUGGGCUGCCGCUGCAUCGAACUGGAUUGCUGGGACGGCCCCGAUGGGAUGCCAGUCAUCUACCACGGACACACCUUAACCACCAAGAUCAAGUUCUCUGAUGUCUUGGUCACUAUCAAGGAGCACGCCUUUGUCACCUCUGACUUCCCCGUCAUUCUGUCCAUUGAGGACCACUGCAGCAUUGCUCAGCAGAGGAACAUGGCUCAGAAUUUCAAGAAGGUUUUUGGAGACAUGCUCUUGACCAAGCCAGUCGAUAUUUCUGCUGAUGGCCUUCCAUCUCCAAACCAGCUCAAGAGGAAGAUUCUCAUCAAGCACAAGAAGCUGGCGGAGGGCAGCGCUUACGAGGAGCUGCCCACGUCAGUGAUGUACUCAGAGAAUGACAUCAGCAACUCCAUCAAGAAUGGGAUCCUCUACCUGGAAGACCCCAUCAAUCAUGAGUGGAACCCACAUUACUUUGUGCUGACCAGCAGCAAGAUCUAUUAUUCUGGGGAGACCACCAGUGACCAAGGAAACGAGGAUGAGGAAGAACAAAAGGAGGUGAGCAACAGCACGGAGCUUCACUCCACGGAGAAGUGGUUCCACGGGAAGCUGGGAGCGGGCCGCGACGGGCGGCACAUCGCGGAGCGGCUGCUGACGGAAUACUGCAUCGAGACAGGGGCCCCCGACGGCUCCUUCCUCGUCAGAGAGAGCGAGACCUUCGUGGGAGACUACACCCUCUCCUUCUGGCGCAAUGGGAAGGUGCAGCACUGCCGGAUCCACUCGCGGCAGGACGCCGGCAGCCCCAAGUUCUUCCUGACGGACAACCUGGUGUUCGACAGCCUCUACGACCUCAUCACCCACUACCAGGAGGUGCCACUGAGGUGCAACGAGUUUGAGAUGAGGCUGACGGAGCCAGUGCCACAGACCAAUGCCCACGAGAGCAAAGAGUGGUACCACGCCAACCUCACGCGGGCCCAGGCCGAGCACAUGCUGAUGCGGGUGCCCCGCGACGGAGCCUUCCUGGUGCGCAAGAGGAGCGAGCCCAGCUCCUACGCCAUCUCCUUCAGGGCAGAAGGGAAGAUCAAGCACUGCCGGGUGCAGCAGGAGGGCCAGACCGUGCUGCUGGGCAACUCUGAAUUCGAGAGCCUGGUGGACUUGAUCAGCUACUACGAGAAGCACCCGCUGUACCGCAAGAUGAAGCUGCGCUACCCCAUCAACGAGGAGACCCUGGAGAAGAUUGGGACAGCGGAGCCAGACUAUGGAGCCCUGUACGAGGGACGCCACCCUGGGUUCUAUGUGGAAGCCAACCCCAUGCCCACCUUCAAGUGUGCAGUCAAAGCCUUGUUUGACUACAAGGCACAGAGGGAAGACGAGCUCACCUUCACCAAAAAUGCCAUCAUCCAGAAUGUGGAGAAGCAGGAAGGAGGCUGGUGGAGAGGAGAUUAUGGUGGCAAAAAGCAGCUGUGGUUCCCUUCCAACUAUGUAGAGGAAAUUACCAGUCCCACAAGCCUGGAGCCAGAGCGGGAGCAGCUGGAUGAGAACAGCCCCCUGGGAGACCUGCUCGGAGGGGUCCUGGACGUGCCCUCCUGCCAGAUCGCCAUCCGCCCCGAGGGGAAGAACAAUCGCCUCUUCGUCUUCUCCAUCAGCAUGUCCUCGGUGUCACGCCUGUCCCUGGACGUGGCGGCCGACACGCACGAGGACCUGCUGGACUGGGUGAAGAAGAUCCGGGAGGCAGCUCAGACAGCUGAUGCCAGGCUCUCUGAAGGGAAGAUGAUGGAGAGGAGAAAGAAGAUUGCUCUGGAGCUUUCAGAACUGGUGGUCUAUUGCCGACCUGUGCCCUUUGAUGAAGAGAAGAUCGGCACAGAGAGGGCCUGUUACCGGGACAUGUCCUCCUUUCCCGAGACCAAGGCGGAGAAGUACGUCAACAAGAUCAAGGGCAAGAAGUUCCUGCAGUACAACCGCCUGCAGCUCUCCCGCAUCUACCCCAAGGGCCAGCGCCUCGACUCCUCCAACUACGACCCCCUGCCCAUGUGGAUCUGUGGCAGCCAGCUGGUGGCACUCAACUUCCAGACCCCAGACAAGCCCAUGCAGAUGAACCAGGCCUUGUUCAUGUCCAGUGGCCAGUGUGGGUACGUCCUGCAGCCGACCAACAUGAGGGAUGACAUCUUUGACCCCUUUGACAAGAGCACGUUGCGGGGCACAGAACCACUCUCCAUCUCCAUUGAGGUCCUGGGGGCCCGGCACCUUCCCAAAAAUGGAAGGGGAAUUGUUUGUCCCUUCGUGGAGGUGGAGGUGUCUGGUGCUGAGUAUGACAAUGCCAAGCAGAAAACAGAGAUCGUGGCUGACAACGGCCUGAACCCUCUCUGGACCCCGAAGCAAUUCCACUUUCAGGUCAGCAACCCUGAGUUUGCCUUCCUCCGCUUUGUGGUGUACGAGGAGGACAUGUUCAGCGACGAGAACUUCCUGGCUCAGGCCACCUUCCUGGUGAAAGGCUUGAAGACAGGUUUCCGAGCUGUUCCCCUCAAGAACAACUACAGUGAGAACCUGGAGCUGGCUUCUCUGCUUGUCAAGAUAGACAUUUUCCCUUGCAAGCAGGAAAACGGAGAAAUAAACCUCUUCAAUGCUUCAUCCCUACGGGAACGAGCAGGGGAUGGCUCCAGCCAGCUGCUGGCAAGCAGAGGCAGAGAGGGGUCCUUUGAGCUGCGGUACCAGCAGCCUUUCGAGGAUUUCCGUGUGCCCCCAGAGCAGCUCGCUGACCACUUUGAGAGCCGGGAGCGAAGGGUACUGCGGAGGACCCGGGUCAACGGGGACAACCGGCUGUAGCCCACCCCGGCGGGCGAAAGCACCUCCAGUGCUUGUGAAUCUCACAGCACGCUGUGAACUGGUUUCUAUGGAAACGGCACUGCUAUGGCCUACUUUCAGGCAGCUUUUCCAGUUUCUCUGCUGAAGUGUGUUCGAGUGGAGAACUAAAAAAAAAAAAAAAAAAACUGGAAAUAAACCCCACCCCGAACCAACCCCAAGCACCCACCAACCUUCACCACGAAGCCCUUAAGAAGCGCGUCAGUGCGGACAGGCUGCCGGAGGCCAGAGAAAAACUGUCUGUAAUCACAGGAAGAGACCUAAAAGCUCCCAUCCAGCCUCUGCAUCACUGCUCUGUGUAAUCCAGAGAUCCUGUGCAGCUGCUGGAGCCUGGCUGCAGCCACCCCGUGCUGUGUCCAUGCCCAGAGCUCUGGGCAGGUGUGACUGCAGUGACCACAGCAGCACCUCUGUCUGUCCUGGUGACACCACAUCUGACCUGUAUAGCCACUGCCGAAGGGUCCAGUAGUGAAACUCUACAUUUACAGGGCCGCUCUAGCUUUAAAUGACAAUAAAAGUGUCAGUAUUAUGCGUG